AUGUUUUUUUUUCUCUCUCUCUCUUCUCUUCUUCAUUUUCAAUCUUUAAAUAUACAAGCUGGACAACACAUCAUUCUUAGGGCUUAUAUCAAAGGUAAGGCAAUAAAUCGUCAGUAUACACCAAUCAAUUUAAUAUGUUCAAAGGGUUAUUUUGAACUACUUAUUAAGAUCUAUCCUGAUGGUGUUAUGUCCCAGUAUCUGCAGACUAUGAAACCAGGAAUUGAAGUUGAAUUCCGAGGACCUUUUGGACAGUUUUCUAUGCAACAAAUUGUCAAGUUUCCCAGGUUGUUUUUACUUGCUGCUGGGACUGGCAUUGCUCCCUUGUCUUGUGUUAUUGAAUCCAUCUUGGACAAUGAAGAUGACGAGACAUUUGUCCAUCUUCUGUUUGCUUGCCGCUACUAUGGGGACAUUCUGAUGAAGGAAGAACUGCAUGAUUGGUUGGAUUUUUGGAACUUCUCUUCCCUUUGCUGUUUAAGUCAGGAUCAUUCUGAAUCUGUAGGAUUUUGCAAAGAACCCUUACAUUUUGGUCGAAUUACACUGGAUUUGCUGAAGACUGAGAUUAAAGAUUUGUGUAAUACAUAUUUCCUUAUCUGUGGUUCAAACUCCUUCAAUAAAGACAUGGUCAACUUUCUUUUGGAGUUACAAGUCCCAGAAUCACAAUAUUUCAUAUUUUAA
Molecule: messenger RNA, 675 nt
Organism: Acanthosepion pharaonis
Lineage: Eukaryota; Metazoa; Mollusca; Cephalopoda; Sepiida; Sepiidae
Source: the annotation of a GenBank genome assembly